UACAACGUGUGUUGCGUUCGUGUCGUGUGAAUGCAAAAAAAAAAUUAAAAAAAAAAUUUCUUUCGAAAAAUAUUAUCAUUAUUAAUCUGUGAAAUUUCUAACGCGCAUGCGUUGACAAACGUCAAGAAGCUUAGUCGAAACAAGCGUCAAAAUAACACGUGCUUGCGAAAAAGUGCAAAUGCUAACAAAUGCUGUUUUAAUAAAAUAAAUUAGCUUUUGUAUUAUUGUACAUUAAAUAAUGGCCAAAGACGUUAGUGCUAGUGAAACGAUUGAUCUCGAUUCUAUUUUAAAACAGCUCGGUGCUUUUGGAAAGUAUAACAUUGUUAAUUAUGCUUUGUUAUUAUUCCCCAUUUUUUUGGCGGGAAUGUAUGGAUCUGUGUUUGUAUUCGAAGCUCCUGAUAUAACUUACAGAUGUGAAAUCAGCCAAUGUGAAGAUGUGAAUAAAAGUAUGUGGUUAGAACAUGCAAUACCGCGUGAAAAAGAUAAUUUAUUAUCAAAAUGCAAGCAGUACCAAUUUAUUGGAAACUACAGUCAGAACAAUGGAACGUGCAGUGAACGAGAUUUCAAUAAAGCUGUUGUAGAAGAAUGUGAAAAAUAUGUGUACAGUGAUGAGGAUUCAGCUGUGAAGGAUUUCAACCUCGGUUGUCAAAAUUGGAAGAGAACUUUAAUAGGUACGAUACACAACUCCGGUCUUUUCCUUUCCCUGCCAUUGACGGGGAUAAUUUCCGACAGAUAUGGAAGAAAGAUCGCCCUAUCAAUAGCUUGCUUGAUGAACGGCAUCUUUGGCUUCAUCAGAUCUUUCUCAACCAGUUACAUUAUGAUGUUAAUCUUUGAAUUUCUCGAAGCUGGUUUAGGGGCAGGCGCUUACAGCACAGCGUUUGUAUUAGCGAUGGAGCUUGUUGGACCGAAGGGACGUGUAUUUGGUAAUACUCUAAUAAAUGCUGUCUACGUCCUUGGUUUAAUGUCCCUAUCUGGUCUAUCCUGGUGGUUACAAGACUGGAGACUGCAAAUCCGUAUAAUUUAUGCACCAGCUUUUCUUGGAUUUACAUAUUUAUGGAUCUUAAAUGAAAGUGUUAGAUGGUUACUAAGUAAAGGAAGACACAACGAAGCAGUAGAUAUAUUAAAGAAAGCAAUGAAAAUGAACAAAGUUGAUUUAACUGAUGAUGUUCUAUCACCGCUAUCAGAAUUAGGAGAUGUUGAAGAUACAAAGAGUAAAGAAGUUGCACCAAAGGAAGAAGAAAAUAAAUCUUCUUUCACCCAAGCGUUAAAAUCUAAUAUUAUUAGAAAAAGAGUGUUAGUGUGCUCGUUUUUAUGGAUUACUUGUACGUUUGUUUAUUAUGGAUUAUCAAUAAACUCAGUGUCUUUAGCUGGUAAUAAGUAUUUGAACUUUAUGUUGGUCGCAUUCGUUGAGAUUCCGGCGAACUUCGCGUGUUUGCUUGUGUUGGACAGAUUUGGUAGGAAACGGACUUUGAUAACUACUUAUGUGUUGAGUGCGUGCCUCUGCAUCAGUCUUUCUUUACUUCCUAAAGAUCAGAAAUGGUUGCCUCUCGUGAUCUACUUGUCUGGGAAGUUCUCCAUCACGGUAGCUUACAGCUCCGUGUACAUCUACGUGUCAGAAGUGUUCCCCACUAACGUGCGGCAGUCUCUACUAGCCGUCUGCUCUGCGUUGGGUCGCGUCGGAUCCACGCUGGCACCUCUCACACCACUACUGGCGUUGUACUACGACAACCUGCCAGCGAUAUUCUUCGGCAGUAUGACUCUAGUGGCCAGUGCUCUUGUGUUUACUUUACCAGAGACAAUUAACGUACCUCUGCCUGACACAGUGGAGGAAGCAGAGAAACUAUCAAGAAGAAAAGACGUAAAAGAUAACGCGUAAUCAUUCCAGAAUUUUGUUCGCUCAAUGUACCUUGAAUCCAAAGAAAACGUUUAUAUAUUUGUUAUUAUUUUUUUUUAAUCUUUUACAUUUGCCUUAAAGAGGCUAGUUGACUUUUUAAUGUGCCUAAAAUUGCGUCUGAACCUUUGGAACUGUAAGGCAAAGAUUAAACAUUCAAAUUAGUUUAUAUUUAUACUGUCAGCCUCUCAGAGGCAAAUAAUAGUCACUAUUCACAAAAACAAAGUACUUCUAGCAAAGGGAUAUAGUAAAUUCAAAUAUAGAAAUCAAAUACGAAGACAUUCCUUAUGUUUAAAAUAAUACAUUUAUUUUUAAUUCAAUAGGCAGUAUUGCCAAUGUACGUAUUUUUUUAACGAAUAAGAAACAGACUUUGUGGCCAGUAAUGGUUUUGGAAUGAUUGAAGUAUUACCCCUACUACUGGAACUAAAAAAGUUUAUUAAAGUGUAGCACAAAUUUUCCCCGAACAUCAACUGAUUUUUUUUUACUUUUUAUUAUAUAAAUAAAUAGUUUAUAUAUCAAUGUUGAUUGAUUAAACUCUCGUACAAAAACUAAAUAAGUAGUUGUAAGGAUGUAAAAUAUAAGAUUUUU
Papilio xuthus (Asian swallowtail) is the source of this 2479-nucleotide messenger RNA. Its product is annotated as organic cation transporter protein-like. Bases 239 to 1876 code for a protein of 545 amino acids. Gene Ontology annotation, cellular component: membrane. The record is from RefSeq and is a predicted model, not a curated record. Gene Ontology annotation, molecular function: transmembrane transporter activity. Gene Ontology annotation, biological process: transmembrane transport. Lineage: Eukaryota; Metazoa; Arthropoda; Insecta; Lepidoptera; Papilionidae. The transcript is spliced from 6 exons.